AUGGCGGCCGUCGUGGCGAGCAAGGCGCAGCUCAGCGCGCUGGAGGAGCUGAUGCCGACGGAUGACGACCUCCUGUACGAGGAGGAGCUGCUGCGCAACCCCUACAGCCUCAAGAUGUGGUGGCGCUACAUCCAGGCGCGCACCGAUGCGUCGGCGCGGCGGCGGUACGUCCUGUACGAGCGCGCCCUCAAGGCGUUGCCAGGCAGCUACAAGCUGUGGGCUGCAUACCUGGCCGAGCGCCGCCUGGCGGUCCGCGGCAGCCGCCCCGACCACCCGUCGCGCGCCGCGCUGCGCAACACGUACGAGCGCGCGCUGGUGUCCAUGCACAAGAUGCCGCGCGUGUGGCUGGACUACCUGGAGCUGCUGCUGGAGGGCGGCGGCGUGACGGGCACGCGCCGCGCCUUUGACCGCGCGCUGGCAGCGCUGCCCAUCACGCAGCACGACCGCGUGUGGGUGCUGUUCCUGCGCUUUGUGGGUGAGCCGGGCAUGCCUGUUGAGACGUCCCUGCGGGUGUACCGCCGCUACCUCCAGCUGGAGCCCGGCCACGUGGAGGAGCUCAUAGCGUACUGCAGGUCAGGGCAGAUGGCGGCCUGA
This is a messenger RNA of Monoraphidium neglectum, 594 nucleotides long. Its product is annotated as Pre-mRNA-splicing factor SYF1. Gene Ontology annotation, cellular component: post-mRNA release spliceosomal complex; U2-type catalytic step 2 spliceosome; Prp19 complex. NCBI's taxonomy places the organism in Eukaryota, Viridiplantae, Chlorophyta, Chlorophyceae, Sphaeropleales, Selenastraceae. Gene Ontology annotation, molecular function: protein binding. The transcript is spliced from 3 exons. The record is from RefSeq and is a predicted model, not a curated record. The coding region runs from base 1 to 594 and encodes 197 amino acids. Gene Ontology annotation, biological process: mRNA splicing, via spliceosome; generation of catalytic spliceosome for first transesterification step.